AUGCUUACUCGAAUGCGGAUCAUAGUGUGGUUUCGUCGUGAUCUUCGUUUGCACGACAAUUUUGCACUCCAUGCGGCACUGACAUUGAUCCAGCAGCAGGAAAAGAAUCAAAAGAAGAAGAAAGAUGCUGUGCAGAUCGAGUUGAUACCGCUCUACAUUAUCCAUCGACCUCGAAUUAUGCGCUGCGGUGUAACACGUUUUCAAUUUCUGCUUGAAAGCGUGUCGGACUUGCAUGAGUCUUUGGCUACACGUCACUCGCAGCUUGUGGUUGCAAGAGGUGACGGCAUUGACGUACUGAAAUGCCUCUUGCCAGCAUGGGGUAUUACACACUUGUUCUUUGACGCAGUCUGUGAACCUUAUGCUGUUGAGCGAGAUAACCGUGUGCAAGCACUGGCAAAAAGUCUAGGCGUGGAAACUCACGUGACAAAUGGAUACAAUCUUUACGAUUUCGAUCCAAUAAUUGAAGACAACAACGGAACAGCUCCUAAAACGUAUCGGGCAUUUUGCAAAGCGGUGGCUGCACAACCUACGCCAUCUCAGCCACUUUCGACGCCGGACAAAAUCCCUACCUCUAAGACGACAAACAGUAAAUUAUACGAACAAGCAGUAGAUUACUGGAAAGAAAAAUCGAACGUCGGCAAAGCAACAAAGCAGGAAAACGAAGAGGAUAUUCAAACUCAGCUACACGAGAUUGCCGGUCCUAGGCUCAAGUUUACGCUACUAGAUCUGAAGGAUUUUGGGUACAAACCGCCUGGUAAACAUUCGUUUCUGUAUGGGGGCGAGCAGAAGGCGCUACAGAUCUUAGAGAGCUUUUGUCAAGAUGAAGACCGUGUGGGUAAGUUUGAAAAGCCCAAAACUUCUCCUGCGCAGUUGCCCCCGGAUACAUCGACGACUACGUUGAGUGCGUACUUGUAUUUUGGAUGCCUCAGCCCGCGAACAUUUUAUCAUCGAGUGCGAGCUAUUCAAGAAAGGCAAAAGAAAGCUUCAGCUCCACCUGUAAGUUUGGAUGGACAAUUACUUUGGCGAGAAUUCUACCAUUGCCAUGGUCGGGCCAACCCGUAUUUUGACAAAAUGGAGGAGAGUCGUACUUGCCUGCAGGUAAAUUGGCGCUGGCAUACAAUUCCGGAGAAAGAGAAGGAUAUGACUGACGACGACAAACUUGCUCGCACUCAGUUUGAGGCUUGGAAAAAUGGUCAGACUGGUUUUCCUUGGAUCGACGCCAUUAUGAUUCAGCUGAAGGAGGAAGGUUGGGUGCAUCAUUUAGCACGUCACUCGGUAGCUUGCUUUCUUACACGCGGUGAUUUGUAUAUUUCGUGGGUUCGUGGGUUCGAGGUUUUCCAAGAGCAGCUGAUCGAUCAUGACUGGAGUGUUAAUGCUGGCAACUGGCUGUGGCUUAGCAGCAGCUAUUUCUUCACGGCGUACUUUCGUGUGUACUCCCCAAUAUCCUUUGGCAAAAAAUGGGAUCCGGAAGGGCGUUUUAUCAAGAAGUAUAUUCCAGCGCUCAAGAAAAUGCCAGCCAAAUACAUUUACGAGCCCUGGAAAGCUCCACUUACUUUACAGCAUGCCUCGGGUUGUCUUAUUGGCAAAGACUACCCUUCUCCCAUCGUGAAACACAAAACUGCAAUGGACAAGUGCUUGGAUGGACUGAAGAGGUCAUAUGCCAAUAAGCAAUAUGGUGCACCUCCGACCCCCGCGGCCACACGAAAGCGUCCGCGUGAGAACUCAGCGAGCUGA
Messenger RNA from Peronospora belbahrii, 1734 nucleotides. Lineage: Eukaryota; Oomycota; Peronosporomycetes; Peronosporales; Peronosporaceae. The record is from the annotation of a GenBank genome assembly.